Arachis stenosperma is the source of this 1371-nucleotide messenger RNA. RefSeq names its product cyanidin 3-O-galactoside 2''-O-xylosyltransferase FGGT1-like. The transcript has a single exon. Bases 1 to 1371 code for a protein of 456 amino acids. NCBI's taxonomy places the organism in Eukaryota, Viridiplantae, Streptophyta, Magnoliopsida, Fabales, Fabaceae. Gene Ontology annotation, molecular function: UDP-glycosyltransferase activity. The record is from RefSeq and is a predicted model, not a curated record.
AUGGAUGCUUCUUCUCCUCUGCACAUAGCAAUGUUUCCAUGGUUUGCAAUGGGGCACCUAAUCCCAUAUCUUCACCUCUCCAACAAGCUUGCAAAGAGAGGCCACAGAAUCUCCUUCUUCACCCCCAAAAGAACACAGUCAAAGCUUCAACACCUAAACCUUCACCCCCACCUCAUCACCUUCAUCCCCAUCACUGUUCCUCACGUGGACACCCUUCCCCUCCAUGCAGAGACCACUUCAGACGUUCCUUUCUCUUCCUACAAACACAUCGCCACCGCCAUGGACCAUACUGAGAAAGACAUAGAGCUUCUCCUCCAGAAUCUAAAGCCGCAAAUUGUUCUCUUCGAUUUCCAACAUUGGCUUCCAAACUUGGCGCGAAGCCUCGGCAUUAAGAGUGUCCAAUACCAAAUCGGUAACCCAGCCACUUUUGCAUACCUUUCAGGCCACACAAGAGGAAUUCAUUUUAGUGCAGAAAACCUUAUGAAACCGCCUCAGGGGUUUCCAGAUUCAUCUAUCAGGCUUCGUGCACAUGAAGCUCAACGCGUUGUAACCGCCAGCAAGUUUGAAUUUGGUAGUGGUAUCACUCUCUAUGAUCGUUUCAACACUGGUACAAAAUUCGCGGACGCAAUGGCGUACAAAGGUUGCAAAGAAAUCGACGGUGAUUAUAUAAACUACAUGAAAUCCCAGCUCGAGAGGAAACCAAUUAUGCUUUCGGGUCCUCUUUUACCAGAACCAACCAACUCAACCUUGGACGAAAAAUGGGAUUCAUGGCUCUCAGGCUUCAAUACUAAACAUGUAAUUUACUGCGCAUUGGGAAGUGAAUGUUCUUUAAACAAGUCUCAAUUACAAGAAUUAGUGCUCGGUCUUGAACUAACCGGUUUUCCGUUUCUUGCGGCGCUUAAGCCACCGGUUGAGUUUGAUUCGAUUGAACAGGUGUUACCGGAAGGGUUUAAAGAAAGAGUUGAAGGAAGCGGAGUUGUGUAUGAUGGAUGGGUUCAGCAACAAUUGAUUUUGGAGCACCCUUCUGUUGGGUGCUUCAUAACACAUUGUGGAGCGGCUUCCAUAACCGAAGCGCUUGUGAGUUCGUGUCAGCUCGUGUUGCUGCCUGGGCCUUAUAGUGAUCAUGCAAUUGCUGCGAGGAAUUUGGGGAGUAGGUUGAAGGUUGGGAUUGAAGUUGAAAAAGGUGAAGAGGAUGGUUUGUUCAGCAAAGAGAAUGUGUGCAUAGCUGUUAAGACUGCGAUGGAUGAUGAGAAUCAAGUUGGAAAAGAAAUAAGAGAAAAUCAUAGCAAAAUUAGGAAUCUUUUGUUAAGCAAUGAUUUUGAGUCGUCUUGUAUUGAUGGUUUUGUUGGUGAGCUUCAGUCUUUGCUUUGA